Messenger RNA from Anopheles darlingi, 2383 nucleotides. RefSeq names its product probable arginine--tRNA ligase, cytoplasmic (gene ArgRS). Gene Ontology annotation, cellular component: cytoplasm. The record is from RefSeq and is a predicted model, not a curated record. The transcript has 5 exons. Gene Ontology annotation, molecular function: arginine-tRNA ligase activity; ATP binding. Lineage: Eukaryota; Metazoa; Arthropoda; Insecta; Diptera; Culicidae. Gene Ontology annotation, biological process: arginyl-tRNA aminoacylation. The coding region runs from base 108 to 2111 and encodes 667 amino acids.
UUUGGCCACGUUGUGACACGAAAACAUCGCCAAAAUUGCAUCCUCGCCGGUUUCUCCGAAACAAAUUUUCCGAUUUCUCCGAUUCUCUGAUAAAUUUCAAAAGUACUAUGUCUGGCUCCAAUAUCGCAUGUGCAAACACACUUGUUCGAGGUAUGGAGAAGGAAGUUUCCCUACUUCGGGCGGACCUAGAUAGAACACGACAGGGUGUUGGGUUAGAAGAGUCUAGCCCAGAGCUGAAGAAGUUGAUGGAGGAAAAUACCAAGUUGCAACACCGGCUUGCAAUUUUGCAGAGGGCAUGUGCUAACCUGGAACCGUCUAACGACUCGGCCAGCAUGAGCAGUAGCGGUUCGAUUAUUGGAGAUCUUCAGCACGCUUUUGACGGUGCGAUUCGAAAAGCAUACCCCGAUUUAAAUGUACCUUGUGUGAUAGCAAUAUCAUCCAUGGCCAAGUUCGGAGAUUAUCAGUGCAACAGCGCUAUGAAUAUUGUGCAACAAUUAAAACAACAAUCGGCGGCCAAAACAACGCCUCGCGAAGUAGCAGAAAAAAUUGUACGUGCUUUGACCAACCAUGAAGCAUUUAUCGAAAAAAUUGAAGUUGCUCCAAGCGGUUUUAUCAACAUUUUCCUAUCCAAGGUAUAUGUGGAACAGGGCGUCAUGAACCUUCUGAAAAAUGGCAUAAAUCCCCCAACGUUGAAAAAACAGCGGGUUAUUGUUGAUUUUUCUUCGCCCAACAUCGCUAAAGAAAUGCACGUUGGGCACUUACGGUCCACAAUAAUAGGAGAUUCUAUUUGCCGAUUUCUUGAAUUUUUGCGACACGAUGUUUUGCGAAUCAAUCAUAUCGGUGAUUGGGGAACACAGUUUGGUAUGCUUAUCGCGCAUUUGCAAGACAAAUUCCCCCAUUUUCAGACAGAGUCUCCACCUAUCGGCGAUCUACAAUCUUUCUACAAAGAAUCAAAGGUGCGCUUCGACAGCGAUGAAGCGUUCAAGAAGCGAGCAUACGAAUGUGUAGUAAAGUUGCAAAACGGAGAAAGUAGUUACUUGAAAGCGUGGAACCACAUUUGCGACGUUUCACGUAGGGAAUUUCAAAAUAUUUAUGAUCGUUUAGACGUAAAAUUAUGCGAACGAGGCGAAUCUUUCUACCAAAGUCGCAUGGUCGCAAUUGUCGAUGAAUUGAAACAGGGAGGAUUUUUAGAAGAAGACGAUGGACGUCUCAUCAUGUGGGGUGCAGAUCGAAAAGGUAUCCCGCUGACUGUGGUUAAGUCUGAUGGGGGAUUUACUUAUGACACAUCGGAUAUGGCCGCCAUAAAGCAACGAAUAGUCGAGGAAAAAGCUGACUGGUUAAUAUAUGUGACCGACGCAGGACAGGCAACACAUUUUCAAACCAUUUUUGCAUGCGCUAAGCGAGGUAACAUAUUAGACAUGCAAAAGCAUCGUGUCGAUCAUGUUGGAUUCGGUGUGGUGCUGGGGGAAGACGGUAAAAAGUUCAAAACGCGUUCUGGCGAUACUGUGAAGCUUGCUGAUCUGCUUGAUGAAGGGCUAAAGCGUUCCAUGGAUAAAUUAUUGGAGAAAGAACGCCACCUUGUCCUUACCGCCGAAGAGCUUCGAGAUGCGCAGGAAUCUGUUGCUUACGGAUGUAUUAAAUACGCUGACUUGUCGCAUAAUCGUAACAAUGAAUACGUUUUCUCUUUUGAUAAGAUGUUAGAAGAUAAAGGUAAUACUGCUGUAUAUUUGCUGUAUGCGUAUACUCGCAUUAGAUCGAUUGCUAGAAACUGUGGUGGUGACUACGCGACUAAUAUUCAAAAAGUCAUAGAUAGUGCCACCAUGAGAUUGGAGCAUGAAAGAGAGUGGAAACUUGCUAAAGCUUUGUUGCGUUUUGCCGAUGUAAUGUUGCUGAUAACCAAAAAUUUAUCACUGCACUACCUGUGUGAAUUUGUAUAUGAGAUUUGCACAACUUUCAGCGAGUUUUAUGAUAGUUGUUUUUGCAUUAAGAAAAACAAAGAAGGUAAAAUUAUUGAAAUACAUGAGUCUAGAGUACUACUAUGUGAAGCAACAUCUCGAGUCCUAGGAAGAUGUUUCGAUAUAUUGGGCGUCAAACCGGUCGACAAAAUGUAAUACUUUUUCGUUAUGGAAACAAGGAACCAAUAAAAGUAUAGUUGUACUUUACACAGAUGAAAUUCCUGCUUCACGAAUUAUGAAACCCCCAUUUACCCGCUUGAACAGCAUUUUGAAAAGUAUUGAAGAAUAAAGCAUUGUGAAGGUACACUAUAGUGGCUCUCUUGCUAAUAAGUAUCUAGGAAAACUGCACUGCAGGAGAAGCCGUGGGUAUUAGUAGAUGGGCAGACGAAGCAGAGAGAGCUUACCUUAUUCUUAAAAGUUCUUAAAAU